Aspergillus brunneoviolaceus CBS 621.78 is the source of this 441-nucleotide messenger RNA. Its product is annotated as DUF1772 domain-containing protein. The annotation marks the transcript as partial. NCBI's taxonomy places the organism in Eukaryota, Fungi, Ascomycota, Eurotiomycetes, Eurotiales, Aspergillaceae. The record is from RefSeq and is a predicted model, not a curated record. The transcript has a single exon.
GCAGGUGCCAUGCUAUCCCUCUCGUUCAUCGCUGUCCCCGUCCUCCUCGACACAACUACUCACCCCCCGCAACUUUUCCACAAGUGGAGCCGACUGUAUCACUAUGGUCACGUCGUGCUCCCCUUCACUGCCAUCCUAACCGGCCUGCUGUACAUCUACGCAGCGGUUUGCCACCACCAAAGGUCCAGCCGACGGUGGGGCGCGCUAGCCCUCGCCGGGGUGCUGACGGUGGCUAUAGCUCCCUUUACUUGGCUGGUUAUGGCGCCCAGCAAUCAUGAGCUGUUUCGAUUGCAGGCUGUCACUAGUCAGAUGGAACUGGCAGGUAUAGCAAUUGGCCCUGCGCAGGCCUUAAUCGGUCACUGGCGGAAUCUGCAUAUGGUGCGGUCUUUGUUACCCUUGCUGGGGGCGAUAAUUGGGGCCAUCGCAAUGAUGGGGUCAUAG